GGUCAAAAAUUACAAAAAAAAUUUUCCUAUUGGACAAGUGGCAAUCAGUAUAUCGACAACUUCAUACAAUCGAGUCAAAUGAACCCGUUGAAUAAGAAUAGUUACUUGUCGUGGAUCCCUUUUGAUGAUUUGAUUAAAUUCAAAUGCGUUGCAAUUGGUGGUUUCUCCGCUGUGUAUUCGGCUCAGUGGAAUCGUUUUCAAACGGAUCGAAUGGAUCGAAUGGUGGAUGUGGUGUUGAAACGACUGCACAAUGGUCAAAUUACCAACCCGGAAUUCUUAAGAGAUCAGAUUGCGGUGCUUAUUUACGCCGCUUCACAAAAGUCCACGGUUAUCCAUUGUUACGGUAUAACCCAACAUCCAACCGAAGGAUACAUGUUAGUCAUGGAAUGUGGGGAGGAGGGUGAUAUGC
Messenger RNA from Acaulospora morrowiae, 409 nucleotides. NCBI's taxonomy places the organism in Eukaryota, Fungi, Glomeromycota, Glomeromycetes, Diversisporales, Acaulosporaceae. The record is from the annotation of a GenBank genome assembly.